ACUAGAACCAUGAGAAGGGUACAUCAUCGAUACCUGCGGUGAUCUGCUUGCUGGACUCAGCAAUCGCCUGUGCUUCCAUUUUGAGUUGGCUUUCUUGGCUGGUGUACCUUGCUGCCUUGCGGUCUUUAUUAGCCUGGAGACGCACCUGAAGAGAGAUUCUUUUGGCUUGAAAUGAUCGGUUUGCGUGGUUUUAGGUACGCGAUAUGUGUACAGCAACCAAUGAUAGGCUUUGUGCAGGGAUAGGCCAGCCAGGACUGUCCACUUUGGGUCUUUAAUCAGUGGUGUAGCGUCCCCUCACCUAACGGGACUUCUUUGGAUUCUCACUGAUAGAUUAGUUUAGAUUCUGAGUCGACUCAAAUGCUAGCUUAGGCGAUGAAUUCCAUGAGAUCUCCGAGGCAAGCUUCAGACUUGGUUGGUUGCUAGGAAGCUUUCUGACGAGGCUUCACAGCCGGUAGAAUUAAUGGCUGCCGAGGAAGGGGACAAUGCAGCCGAUGAAAGAUCGUCAACCACCCGAGAAUCCGACGAUCACGACAACGAACAUCACGACCCGCUAACAUCAUCAUGCCCCGAGCCGCCGGUUCAGCGUCGUUCGCCGGCUGCUGGAGGAUCAGGAGAUCUUGAAGGAUCAGGAGAUCUUGAAGGAUUAGGGGAUCUUGACGGAUCACGGGAUCUUGAAGUAUCACGUGAUCCUGAAGGAUUAGGGGAUCCUGGAGGAUCACGAGAUCCUGAAGGAUUAGGGGAUCGUGGAGGAUCACGAGGUCUGGGAAGAGCACCUGGGGGAUCACCGGGGCUCCAACGUUCUGACAUGAACAGAUCUCGUCAUCAGGCUUCAGCCGUUAGCAGCUGUAGCAACGGCAGCAGCAGCAGCAGCAGCAGCAGCAGCAACCGCGCUCCCGACAGUGGCCAAGGCGGUCCCGUCAGGCCGACUGAUAAUGCUAGAAUCACAAGUAGUGCUUUUGUUCCGAGUCGGAGCCCUUCGCCUAUCAGGCAAGAUUCACAAGUUAAAAAUUCGCGACAGUGUCAUGGGCCUGGGAUUCCCGCCAGGCUCAACGGGCCUCCAGCCAGGCUCAGCGGUCCAGUUAUGGCUGCCAGCGCUGCUGAGAACCAUCCGCAGUGCGGGUGCUCGCCAAUGCAUCUGGGGUCGCCGCUGCACCUGGAAUGCACCGCCAGGACCUGCUCCCGCGGUCCUGCAACCGCUAACCACGAAUUCCCUGGCCGAGAACCCCCUUAUCCAGAAUUCUCUGACCGAGUAACUCCGUAUCGAGGAUUACCGUACCGAGGAUCCGCUUAUCAAGAACCUUCUUAUCGAGAAUCUUCUGCCCGAAAUUUUCUUGAUCGGGGAUCGCCGGGCCGGAAAUUCCCAGAAUCGUCAAAUCGAGAAUCGUCGAAUUUAGAAUCGUCAGAUCAAGAAUCGUCAGACCGAGAAUCGGCUUCCCUGCUACAAGCGAUUCUCGCUGAUGACGCACCCAUGCUCAACGGACGCCGCACCGAGGACCACCCCCCUCCGAGGGUACCCAAUGCUCCGAGUCGGAGCACGCAGAGCUGGCGUGAUUGCCGCCACAGAUACCUGCAGAGGGUGCGUCUGUUAUUGCAGAGCUUUUUUACCCACAGCAGAUGGUGGUGGGUGCGGCGGCGGGCAGCAGGGUUUCUGAUCCAGAAGAAAGACGCGCUAGCUGCAGCGGUGAGAGGUCACGCCUGGAAAGGCGCUCACCAGAAAAGGCGAUCGCGAGACUCGUCAUGGGGAGGGUGGAGAUUUCUGGGCGGAGGGGGAGGGAAAGGCGCGAGUGUGGACAGGAUACUGGCGAUCGUGGCGGUGGUGCUGUUCGUCUCGAAUUACUACCUCCUCUCCUCGCGCAUGGAGGGGGCUGCGUGGAGCAAGCACGCGAGAGGUGAUCAUGGCGUGAGGGCGCGGAGCGAGCAGCAGGAGGCGGAGGCGGAGGUGGAGGGAGUGGGUGCUGCUCGGACGGCGGACUCGCCAGUCCGACCUUGGGGACGAGCGCGCAGGUAUGAGCGAGACAAGUGGUACAAGCGAACCUUCCACACCAUCCCGGGCACUCUCCCGCGCCCUGCCUGGAACGCAUCGGAUGACUCCUUUCUCAACUCCCUGCACGGCAGCUGGCACGUGCAGCCGUACUCGUCGCAGCCAGGGGUGUAUCUGCUGCAGCAGCCCACGGACUUUGCAUGCGUGCUGCUCAUUCAAGAUGCGUGCUACCUCUACAUGCCAGGAAAGUCGCGGCACCACCAGCCCCAGACAGGCAUCUGGUUCGCCAGGGAUCGAACCCGCGACCUCUCAAAAAUAUCCAUAGUCAACAACGUGUGCCACCUGUACAGUGACAGGCUGGCAGAAGCACAGUACGAGUCCUGGCUGGAGCUGAGCUGGCAUGAGCUGGCAGCCGCCCUGCAGAGAGAAUCGGCUCUUGGGAAGGGGGUGAAAGGGGGGAGGAGGGAAGUGGGGGAGGGAGAAAGAGGAGAAAGACGGGGAAUGCAGGGGAGAGGUAAGGGCAGGGAAUCCGGAAGGGAAAGUACAGGGCAGAGGAGAGGAGCAGGGCUAGUAAGUGAGGGAAAAUCAGGGGACGAGUUGACUGACGGAGGGGGGUUACGCCAAGGCAUGACAGUGGACGAUCUGGAGGAAGUCGCUCGGGUGUAUGCAGAGGCAGGGAGGAAGCGCAAGCAGAGGAUGGCUGCUGCUGCUGCUUCUGGUGCUGGUGCUGGUGCUGUUGCCUUUUUUAAUGGUGCGGCAGGAGGAGAGGAGAGUAUGCAGCAGGGCAGCAGCAGUACCGAGGGCAGCGACAACGGCACAUGGGUGAGGCGCCACCCCAGCGUGCCUUACUCUGUGCUCCUGUCCGAGGUGGGGUACUCGCUAGAGGCUCUAGAUGCCCCAGACAGGCCGUUAGAGGAGGUGAGCUUCAGGGACCCCAGUGAUGACUGGAAGACGCCAGGGGCGGACCGGAAGGAGAGCGGGGAAAGGGCAAGCGAGGGGAGGAGGAGGAAGGCGGCCGUGAAAGGUGGGCCUGGAAAGAAGAGCUCUGAAGUGGCUCAGAGAGGAGGCAAGGCGAGCGAGGGGACCGGGAAGAGUGUGAAAAGAGGUGGGGUCGGAAAGGAGACCCGAAGAGAGGUGCUCUUGGGUGGGCGGAGGAAGCUGCUGGGAGUCUGGGAAUCAAGACAUCGCCACAGCCAGGGGCCACGUAGACGCCAACCCCACAGCAGCAGCAGCGACAACACCACCACCAGUUACAACCUUCCCCGGAUGCUGCCUCUGCAGCCCCGCCACACGGCCAUGGAGAACCUAGCGGACGGGUUCGACCAGGAGCCGGACGAACAACCCCAUGUGGACCUCUCGGACCUGAAGCGCCGCUCCAAGCACACCUACGGGCGCCUGGUGAGCCACCUGGGGAUGACGCGGUACGUGAAUGGGAGUGAGAGAGGGAGCAGGGAGCGGCUGGUGAGACAGCUGGCCGGGAGAGUGAUGCGGGUGGGCGUGGUGCCGCGGUACGGGUCUGCUGUGGGCGAGUUUGGGCGCGCACUGGUGCCCCUGAUGGAGGUGGCUGGGCACCUGGAGGCCUCGUUAGAGUCACGGGCAGAAGGAGAGGUGGAGGCAGCGCGUGGAAUGCAGCAGUCAGGAGGGAAAGAAUCGGGGCAGCCGCAGCCAGGGAAGCAGCGUGCACAGCAGCGACGCCAGCUGCAGCAGCAGCAGAGGCGAAACCAGCAGCAGCAGCAGCAGAGGCGAAACCACCACCACCAGCACCAGCACCAGCAGCAGCAGCAGCAGCAGCAGCAGCAGGAGAGGGUGGUGGUGUUUUUCCCCGGAGACAACUCCAUUCGCAGCCAGUGGACGGCGGACGCGGCUCAGCUGCUGUUCGGUGAACGCACUGGGGUGGAGGCAGGCAGAGUGGCGGGCCAACAGGUGUGCUUCCAGAACCUGCUCUUCCCGAUAAACAGGAUGCACCGCCCGCACAGCGCUGACCUCACUCGCCGCCGCGCCUCUCUUGCCGCCCACGCCAGCACUGAAUCCCAGGAAGCAGCAUCCCUUCCGCCUCAUAUCUCUGAUCCCACCAUUGCCCAAACUGAACCCCUCCAGAGCACAUCCUCCGCCUCUGCUUCCUCCGACACCCCGCCCCUAUCCGCCAUGGAACAGCCUGCAGGCAGCCCACAUAAGCCUUCUGAGGCACACCAGUUUUCCCCCACCCACAACUCCUCCCCUGCACCUCCCCUCGCUCUCCAGUCGCAAUCCAUGGCGCUGUCCUCCUUACAAGACUCCUCGUUACAAGCCCCUUCCUCUUUAGGGUUUGUGAGGCGCAAAGGAAUCCCCUUGAUGCAGGGCCUGACGGGCCUGCAGGGGGAUUCAGUGAUGGCGGGAGGGAAGGAGGAGGGCGGAGGGGUGGAGACAGGUGCAAUUAAGGGCGAAAGGAAGGAGGCAAUUGGGAGUGUGAGGGAGGAGGAGGCAGAUGAGGUAGGAGGAGCAGGUGGUAUGAGAGUGAGAGUACCUUUGGAGGUCAGUAUGGCAGCUGUGGGAAAUGGAGUAGCAGGAGCAAUGAUUGACACUUUGCAGGGACUCUACGAAAAUGGAUUGCAAGUGCGCCCAGUGGUGUACGAGAGGAGGAUACCGCCAAAGCUUGCCAUCCAUGGUUCUCCAGAGGAGCGGCUAGCUGCUAGUGUUGCUGCACUCCCACUGGGUGACAAGCGCCGCAUCGCCGCCCUGGCAGAUCCACUGACUGCCGCAGCCGCAGCCGCAGCCGCAGCCGCUGCUGCAGGAGGAGCAGCAGCAGAAGGAGCAUCAGCAGCAAGAGGAGGAGCAGGAGGAGGAAGAAGAGGGGGAGGAGGAGGGCGGGACAGAGAAGGGCGAAGCGAGGUAGCGGGUCAGAAGCAGAGAGGAAGCAGCAGCAAGGAAGAGAACAAGCAGGGAGAGCACGAGAAUGGGAAGGAGAGAGAGGAGGGGGAUCCAGUGGCUGAUGCUGAAGCGGAGGCAAGACAGGAGCUGGAUGACUCUUUCGACCAGUACACAGAGCAGCUAAAGGACGACGAUAAUGGCCUUCCGACCGAAACCAACUUCCCCACUAACUCCACCCUCACUCUCCAAAGUCUUGGUACUGCUGGGUCUGGCGUAACAGCAGCUGAGGCCCCUGCUUCUACACCUGCAGGAAUCUUGCCGCCGAUGCUGCCCCGACAGAGAAGUUUAUACUUUCUUCCCGAUGGGGAUGGCUCGGGCAUGUUUGCGGGCAGCAUGGAAAUAAGAUCCUGGCAGGUGACUGUAGUGGAGAGUGACAAUGUGGAGAGGCUAAGGAACCAGCAGGAGGUGGUGGCCCUCGUUCGAGAGGUCUUUCCGGAACUGCCGAUAGCAAUGGUGCGGCUAGGGAAUGCGUCACUCCACGAUCAUGUGACAAUAAUGAAGCGCACUCUCCUCCUCGUUGCAGUCCAUGACCCCCUGCUCUCCACUUCAGUCUUCUUCCUGCCACGUGGCGCCGUCCUAUUGGAGCUUUUCCCCUUGAAGCUCUAUAGCACACAACAUAGGAAGCUGGCACUGCGCUCGGGAAUACACUACAUGUCAUGGAGAAACUUGUUUCGCUACAACGCUUUUUUUAGAGGGAAUUGCCUGCGACGGCUGGGAUAUACGGACACAGACGACGAUGUCUGUUGGAGAACGAAGGAUUGUUUAAAGUGUAUUAGAGAUAAGAGCAUCACAUGGGUGGCUGGGAGAGACUUUUUGGAGAUGCUAGCCAAUGUACGGGUGCUUUUGUUGAGGCAGAUACCGCGGAGUGCCUUGUAUAAGCCGAGUAUAGCUACAUAAGGUUUUCCCAAGGCUAGUCUAUGUAGAGGGUAGGAAUUGUGCCCACAUUGGCCUUUAUUC
Messenger RNA from Closterium sp. NIES-67, 5845 nucleotides. The record is from the annotation of a GenBank genome assembly. Lineage: Eukaryota; Viridiplantae; Streptophyta; Zygnematophyceae; Desmidiales; Closteriaceae.